Molecule: messenger RNA, 801 nt
Organism: Rhodofomes roseus
Lineage: Eukaryota; Fungi; Basidiomycota; Agaricomycetes; Polyporales; Fomitopsidaceae
Exons: 3
Coding region: 130-711 (193 amino acids)
Source: RefSeq, a predicted model, not a curated record
UCCCUCGGUUAGUCGGGUCUGUUUACACGAGAAUAGCGCUCUGUGGAGUGCGCGUGUGCUGGCGAUGAGGGCAAGACAGUCGGAAGACGAGCAUACGGACAGGCGCUCUCUUUGUUCGAUUGAGCGCCUAUGCGUUUGUGGCCUGCGGAAUGGCGGCGCGUGUUGCCGGCACUCGGACCUCUUAGCGCCGGACGCAAAGCGGGACGCACGUCCAGCUGGCUUGCGGCAGGCUUGCGGGUCGUGCGUGCAAUGCAAAGGGAAUGCGAGGGUAGCGAAUUUCGAUGUGAGGGACUAAUCUUCGUCCCUGGGCUACCGGGCAAAGGGCGAGGCAGCCAUAGCACCCCGUUCGCUCCAAGAAUGCUCCGUGGCGAGUUCGCUCGCUCGUGCGGAGGCAUAGCUUCGAGACGAGCACAUCGUAGACGGAUACCAAUAAUUUCGACUCUGCUGCCCAUACAUCUGGAAGCAUACGACUUGCAUUGUCCCCGCCCAACUCUCGCUCCUGACGUUUCCUCCAUUCUCCUCCCUCCUACGCUUAUACAAGCCCCACCGUCGGCCACCUCCCCCCCAUCAACGCGACGUCCAAGCGAUUUAAACGACAUCACGGCCAGUAGUUCGUCCCGAUCCUUGCCCCGCGGUGUGGCCUCGAUCCGACGGACCGCUGACUAUGGCAUUGUCAGUGCUGCUGUCACUAACGUUUUUGAGAACACGUAGUGGGUGCUUUGCUAGUGGCGCGCGGACAGGCAAUGAGAGCAAGAUCGUCGAAAGACGAGCGCACGGACGAGCGCCCUUUUGUUGAACCGG